UUAGUGUAUUUAGUGAAUGUCACUUUUUGUCAUUUUCAAAUUUCCCACCAUUCUGUCCCCCGUACAUCCAGACGCUCGCAGGUGACGGAACCCAGAAGACAGAUGCCGGCAUCCACCGGAUUACAUUGCCGGGGACACUGCAGGAGGGACAUCACGGGAGCGCAGGACAAGGUUAGUGAAGAACAGAUGUCGGAGCAGCGCCGCAUGGUAAGCCCGAGUGUAGCUCGGGGUUACCGCUUUUGGUACUGAAACUUUACCCCGAGCUACACUCGGGAAUACCGCCAGGGAGGGAAGUUAACUAAAUUCCAUUCCUACGACUCGGUCGUUAAGAAAAUUGGGUAGUUAGCAAGGAAACGUAUAUAGUAAACAUAUUGUUGGAGAGCU
Staurois parvus is the source of this 384-nucleotide messenger RNA. Lineage: Eukaryota; Metazoa; Chordata; Amphibia; Anura; Ranidae. The record is from the annotation of a GenBank genome assembly.